AUGCCAUGCCUCCAUCUCGGUGGAAACGCUGCUUUCGAAUGCUACAGUACUGGAGAGAGGGCAUGCGGAAGAUGCAAGAAGAGAGGCGCGGAAAUCGAGAAGAGGUGUCAUCAACCCACUGCCGAAGACAUUGCACAAAUGGACAGACGCUGCACCAGGUGCAAAGAAAAAGGCAACAAGAACUGCGACGAGAAAGCUCCAUGCGCUGGCUGCAUUAAGCAACAGGCAAAGGAUCGAGCAGAAGGGAAGCCGAGCUUUUUGGUCGACAAUUGUAAACUCGACAGAGAGGUGCGCCAGCAACUCAUCCUGCAGACUGUUGACAACGAGGAGGUACUGUCCAUGAUCGAAGACGUCGAAGAUGAACAUACGCAUCACGACGAGCAUCCGAAUCACGACGAAGUUGACGGUCUACACCAGGAAGAAGAUGUUGUUUCAGACGAGCAGGUCCAAGACAUCGACGAGAACGAAAUGACCAUAUUACCGAUAGACAAAGAAGAACUUGGCGCGUACUCGCUCGAUGUUGCAGCCCAAGGAGCCUACAAUGAUACUCGCGUGGAGAGCAACGAGACGUCGCCUUCUCCAGCUCUCGCUUCGUCAAUAGCAGAUCAUAUCAUUUCGACAGGCCCGUCAGACUUUGAGGAAGAAAUGACUGAAGUCGAAGCAAGACCUUCACGAAGAAGCCCUGAAGUCAGGGUUUCACAACAGAGCCCCACGUUUCCUGAACAAGAUGGUACCAGAAGAAAAUCGCAACGCAGUUGCACACAGGAUAAGUGUUACAAGGAAGUUAAUGUCGACUACGAAGGAAAUAUCUCCAAUGUGCGCGAAGAUCCUGAUGCCGACGACGAUGAAGAAGCCUACGAGUCCCAGGAAUCAGACAGUGAGAGCGAGGACGGUGAACCGGACGACUCUGAAAAGUCAGAUUCGGAUCAUCAGGAAUCUGGGUAUGACGACGAAGACGAUGAGCUUGACUCUCGCCCCAAAUCACGAAAAAAACUAAUCCCAACGGUUGUUGUAACAGAAGAUGAGAGCGUGUCCCUCCCAAGAUUGCAGAAGAAGGACAAGAAAAAGGGCGGCCCUAGCAGGCAUCUGAAGAAACCGCUAGGUGAAGUGAUAGACCUGGAUCUGCCGCCAUUGAGCGAUAUUUACGAGUGUUUUGGGGAUUUGGUUUCCAACGCUGUCGAGCUUGGGCUCUGUGAUGCGUUGAAAAGCAUAGGACGCCCGAUCAACAUCGGUACAAUGUGCUCUGGAACAGAAGCACCUCUAGUUGCCAUUAAUCUGAUCUCAGAAGCUCUCGAAAAGGCUGGACUGCCCGCUAUUCGCUUCGAACACCAUUUUUCUGCCGAGAUCGAGGCCAUCAAGCAAAGCUAUAUUGAGCGAAACUUUCGACCAACGAGAUUGUUCAGAGAUGUCCGGGAGUUUAUACCUGAUGACGCCACCACGGCAACUACAGCCUACGGAGCCGAAGAGGAUAUUCCCGAGUGCCUUGACAUCGUCAUAGCUGGAUUUGUCUGCAAGAAUCUGUCCAGCCUGAACAGCCAUAAAUUGGAACUGACCGACAAAGGCGAGUCUGGUGAUACAUGGCGCGCUCUUCUUAGCUACGCAAACCGCUUUGGUCCGAGCAUCGUACUUGUUGAGAAUGUGCUAAGUGAAGAAGACACUUGGAACGAUGUAGUCUCCAUGUGGGACGAGGUUGGGUAUGCAGCUGAAUGGGUCUAUUGUGAUACGAAAAACUUCUACAUUCCGCAAACGCGUCAGCGGAUGUACAUGAUCGCAAUCAAGCGCGAGCUCUUCGGCAAAAACGUCGACAAGGCUGUCGGAAAGUGGAGAGACACAAUGCAGCAAUUGCAACGGAAGUGCAGUGUCCCGUACGAAGCUUUUCUUACGAAGACACUUCAAGAGUCGAGUAACCACAGUGCCAGGAUAUCCGAGCCCGAUUGGGCUCUAUGCAAGUUGAGAUACGAUCACAUUCGUUCAGAAGAGCGACUGGGAAAUCUGCACCCUAUCACUCAGUGGAGUGCCAACGGAACUGUCCGGCCACCAGACUUUGCUAACAAAAAAUGGUACAAUUCGCAGUCGUCAAGAGUCUGGGACGCCAUCGAUGUUGCCCACCUGCAAGGAGUUGUUCAAAGCGGCUCUGACUCCCUUUACAAGAUGGCCUCUUGGGACGUCAGCCAGAAUGUCGACCGCUUCAAGGACAAGUUGGGCAUUCUGGGUUGUAUAACGCCGAAAGGGUGCAACUUUGCCACCAAUCGCCAGCAGGCACUCAACGGCACUCAACUCUUGAUCAUGCAAGGUCAGCCUGUCGACAAACUCUUGUUCGCUAACGAAACGCAACGCGAUUGUCAAGACUUGGCUGGCAACGCCAUGACAACAACAGUCAUCGGAGCGUCGUUGAUAUCAGCGAUCAUAUGCGGCGUAAAAUCAUUCCGAACCAACCCUCCAUCUGCUCUCCAGCAGAGCGUUGCGGCAAAGAUGCCGACGAUUUCCAAGACUGUGCUUGACAAACCUGGCUCACUGGAUACCUGUAUCAUCCCAGAGCAUUUCGACUGCAUGAACAUGGCUAUGCUCGCUUCCGAUGGAUGGCUCAGUUCCCGCCUUUGCAACUGUGAGGAAAGUGGCGUCCUGUGUGACUCGGCCGUGCGGAUCUGUUCAACCUGCAAACAUACAGCAUGUAGUGCUUGUGCAGGCAACCCUAGGCACAAGUACCAAGAUCUCAAAGCUGGUCGUACCCAGAGUCCCCACAUGUUUAUUAAGGAAUGGAGAUCGAAGUUUCCGCCUCGCCUGAAGAUCGACCAACUUCCUGAUUUGCGGAACCCUGCUUCAAGCAAACAGCCAGCUGACAAGCACACGAAAGCAUUCUGGGAACGGGUUGAGGAAGCACAAGUUGGAUUGGACUACUUUUACAUUGGCGACCUCGUCAGACAAGACAAUGUCUGGAAGAUGUCGUAUACUUCUACUGAAGCUACACUGGAGCUCAGAAUUGGAAGAGAUAUCCAAUGGCUCUUGUUUGUCAAAUGCUUGCCAACAGUCCCUAGCAGCAGCCAUCUUCGCAAGAUGCUUGAGCAACCGAUUGCUAGAGGCAAGGUAAAAUCAUCGUUGAUGGAUCCUGAGUGGGAAGUUUUCAUCCACCAUCCUAUGAACUGCAUGGUACAGAUCAGCGGCUCGUCCAAGAGGACUAGCUCCGGGAGGAACCGGGAAGGUCUUGCGGAUUUCAGUGAAGAGACCGUGCCUGAAACGCUUACUGUGUGGAGCGCUUCCAAGGAAGCAAAGCCAUUUGUGGGAGACUACGACUACCUGCCGCAUUGUGGGACCGCAUCUCACAAUCUUUAUAAGAGGAGAUUGGCCAAGCCUGAUGUUUACCUCUUCUCUGACCCCAACCCUAUUGGGCCGGAAAAUGGCAUGGUGUUCAGUGAAGACUGUAGUCGAAGGUACUGGGGCGACGUUCGUCUCACCAUGGCCCGCUUAGAUCUUGCAUGGCGGCCAUCAGAUGUCCAGAGUGGACAGGCCUAUAACGUCAACGCAGAUAUUGCUGGAACUUGGACGCCUGUUGUGAUGAAGCUGAAGUCACCUCACGUCGCAAUCAGCGCUAGUACGGUAUCAGGUGAAGCAUUUGUUACCCCUUUACGAGAUGAUUGCUCCCACGCCCUCUCCGUGCUCGAAGUCAACCUACAAGAACGAAUCCGCAUUCAGAAAUUCUCAGACUAUUUCUGGGUGCUAGAGAGGGCCUCUAAAUUACUGCCCGAUCUCUCAGCCUGGCAGCCUUUUCAGUCCGAAUCCGCCAGCGACUGCAUGUGUGCACCAACUCAACCACCCAUCCACUGGAGUGUUGAUAAAAAAGUAGCUACUCCACACGAGGAGCGGCAGGCUGCUGCUAAAUUUGAGCGCGCAAUCAAGACGCGACGUGACAUUUUCGAGGUUUUGCCGUCCAAUGAACACAAGACGACUCGAAUCGAAAUCGGAGUCAACGUCUCUUCUCUGAUUCAUCGUGCCCGAGGCAGACUCGCCCACUUGGGACCAGUCACGACCUCCUGGAGACUGAUAACUGAUCACACGACUUCGGCGUCCAAGAGAUUUCCCAAGUUCAGAUUGUUGGAUAACUCCCAGGACGGAGCCGUUGAAUCCAUCCCGGCAGUGGGGUACCUACAUGGAGCUCAGCCAAAGGCUCUCUCAUGGAUGAGAUCCCAAGAGCUGGGCCGAGUUUUGACAGUUACGGAAGUCGAAGAAGCGGUUGAUUCUCAGUUGGGUUGGAGAGCGGAAGCCCAAGCCCAGAUCGACGUCAAGGUUCGUGGAGGAGUACUCGCGGAUCUUCCGUCAUUUGGAAAGACCGUCACGACGAUAGCUCUCAUUCAAAGCGAGUUUGAACAGCACACCCCCAAGAAAAUUCUUAAUCACAAUCGCGGUCUGACCGCAGGGUUGCCAGGCCGCAUCAACGUAGCUGCCACAUUGAUAGUUUGCCCUCGUCACAUCGCUGAACAAUGGCGGACAGAAUUCAGGUCGUUCUUGGGAACAGAGAAAUACGAGCUCUAUGAUGUCAAGGUCAUACUAAGUUUCACAGACUUGCAGAAACUGACAGUAGAGGACUUCAAGGCUAGCAGAGUCAUCAUUGUGUCCUGGAAAGUUCUAUCAGACCCCAGAUACAUCAACCAGCUUGCACGGUUCGCUGGUAUUCCAGAGCCAGUAACCACCAACUGUCGUGCGUUCAACGCGGGCUUGGCUCGAAUUAUGCUCGAAAUUCCGGAUAGGCUAGAGGAUCUUCAAGAUAUGGACUUUCACGACUUCGACUCAUCCCUAGAUGUCUUGCUCGAGGACCGCCUACGACGCGCUGAAUUUCAGGCUGUUUUGCCUCUCAAGAUCCAACACGGCAAAGCAUAUAAAUCUUACGCGCCCCCGGUUGCGAAGGGUCGUGGCGCUGGAGCAAACGGGAAAUCUCUGCCGAAACGCAAAUCUUCAGGUUCUGCAACUCAUCAAGUGCCUCUGCUCCAUCUCUUCCGCUGGAACAGAAUCGUUGUCGAUGAGUACCAUUAUCUCAACAGUCGAAACAACAUCGAGAACGGUCUGAUAGCUUCUAGCGUAAAGUGUAUCGCCGCACCAAAGCGCUGGGUUCUUUCUGGGACACCUGCCCUUACGAAUUUCUCCGAUGUCAAUGAAAUCGCCUCAUUUCUUGACGUCAAACUCGGCCGAAAUGCUUUUGGAGACGGAUCUGCCACGACCCAGCUGGAGAGAGGGUUGAUCAAGGAUCAAACCAGUGUAGAAAAGUUCCUUUCACGAACACAGCUCAUGUCGGAUCAGUGGCACCAGGCCCGACAUGACCGAGCACAGAUGUUUCUAGACUUGUUCGUCAGGCAGAACGAGCCGUCCUUGCAAUACAUCAAAUGCUCUGAAACUCUACGACCGGUAGAACUGAAUAUCGCGCAUCACGCCGUUUAUCUCGAGCUUUCCCAGCAUCUGGACUCGCAGAGAAUGCAGAUCAGGAAAUUGAACAACAAAAACAAGUCAGACCGGCAGAACAGACUUAACCAGAGCCUAGACAAUUUCCCAACCGCCGAAGCGGCGUUGUUGCAUUAUGCUCUUCAAUACAAGACUUCUGAUGGUGAGUCAGGUCUUGACUCCUUGGUCCGAGACAGAUCAAACCAGCGGCUGGAGACGGAGGCGGAGUUGACACGACUUGUAAUUGGAUUUGAAGGUUACCUCCAACGUCCACAGCUCAUGAAGUCGAUCAGAGGGAUCAACGCAAAGGACGACAGUUUGAACGUGUACGAGCGCUUGAAAGCUGACAUCAGUUCGAAUUGGCUUGGAGAUGAAGACGCCAGUCUGGUAGCACGCAAAAUUCUUGACAAAGCCAAACGUCAUCCAAACGCCAAUGGCUUCUUGGAGAAGAAGACUCGAGACUGUUUCCGGAGAGGUAUCUCAGAUGCGCGCGACUGCUCCCGCGAGCUCACUGACAGAAUACGAUCUGAGCGGUUCGUCAACAACAUCAAAGGUCGGAUCUUUCCAUCUCUAUUGGAAGGAGAAGGCCCCGAGUCUCUCACUUGUGAUGCUCCCUCUUGCAAGGGUGGAGCCAACGUCACUCAACUUCGGCUACUAUACGAGUGUGGACAUGUUGCCUGUGAUGACUGCCUUAUGUCGCGUACUGACGAUGAACGUUGCGUCGCCACUGGCUGCGGUGUCUGCCUUCGAGGCAACCUGAUCCAGGCUUCAGAACUUGGCACUACCAGCGAGAAGGUGUCUGGCAAGAGCUUUGGUGAGAAACUCGACGCUGUUGCCGAACUCAUCAAGAGCGUACCAAACAACGACCAAUCUCUUGUAUUUGCUCCAAACGACAAGACGAUCCGCGCCCUUCGGGAAGUCUUCAGCCAUCACAAGAUCUCGUUCCAGACUGCGGACGAUGAUAUCGAGAAGUUCAAGACGACGACAGAUCCAGCGAAGCGCAAGAAAGCUUUGAUUCUUAAUCAGGGAGGUGAAUCUGCUGCGGGGAUCAACCUCGUGAACGCGAAUCACAUCUUCUUUGUCGCUCCUCUACUAGUAGACAGCCAGGACCAGUACGAUGCGGCCAUGGCGCAGGCAGAGGCUCGUAGCCGUCGUUACGGCCAGAAAAAGAUCGUUCACAUUUACCAUUUCGCUGCGUUGCGGACAAUCGACGUCGACAUUCUUGAACAUCGCCACAGACGUAAAGAUGCCAUCACGACAUCAAGCAAGGCGAAACUGCCACCCCCUCUGGCAGAGAGAGAGAAAACGAGAUUGGUGAAAAAUGACGCAGGGCAGGUGGCUUUGGUGCCGCUUUCCAUGGUGGCAGACGAGGCUGCGCGGAAAAUCUUGGGCAUCACGGAAGCCCCCAAGAGCUUCACGUCACUCAUCAAUUUCUCGGAGAAUUUCGAGCGUGGUGAGGAUGACGAUGUCUAG
Dothidotthia symphoricarpi CBS 119687 is the source of this 6900-nucleotide messenger RNA. RefSeq lists its product as uncharacterized. NCBI's taxonomy places the organism in Eukaryota, Fungi, Ascomycota, Dothideomycetes, Pleosporales, Dothidotthiaceae. Gene Ontology annotation, molecular function: ATP-dependent chromatin remodeler activity; ATP binding; methyltransferase activity. The coding region runs from base 1 to 6900 and encodes 2299 amino acids. The transcript is spliced from 4 exons. The record is from RefSeq and is a predicted model, not a curated record.